Molecule: messenger RNA, 4178 nt
Organism: Anopheles stephensi (Asian malaria mosquito)
Lineage: Eukaryota; Metazoa; Arthropoda; Insecta; Diptera; Culicidae
Product: xanthine dehydrogenase 1-like
Exons: 6
Coding region: 84-3947 (1287 amino acids)
Molecular function (GO): oxidoreductase activity; FAD binding; iron ion binding
Source: RefSeq, a predicted model, not a curated record
CGCUGGGAACACCGCUGAGCUGGUCAGUUGGUCUGCAAACAUCAGUCUUGGAUUUGCGCUUGAAUUGCGCGCUCGGUGUCGUCAUGCACGUCAAGUUUACGAUCAACGGGAAGCUCUACCAGGUUUCGCCGGAUCAGCUACCGAUCGAUGCAACGCUGAACACCUUCAUACGCACCAAGGCACAUCUGACCGGUACCAAGUUUAUGUGUCGCGAAGGUGGCUGUGGAGUGUGCAUCGUGAACGUCGUCGACACGCACCCAGUUACCAAGCAACGCAUCACCUUCUCCGUGAACUCGUGUCUGUUUUCGGUGUUCUCCUGCCAUGGCAUGGACAUCCUUACGGUCGAGGGUAUCGGGUCGAAAGCGACCGGAUAUCAUUCGGUGCAGGAACGGUUGGCCCAGUUUAACGGGACACAGUGCGGAUACUGCUCGCCCGGCAUGGUGAUGAGCAUGUACAGUCUGCUGGAAGCUAACAGCGGGAACGUUACGAUGGAGGACGUUGAGAAGGGUUUGGCGGGGAAUAUUUGUCGCUGCACCGGCUACCGACCCAUACUGGAUGCGUUCAAAUCGUUCGCCAUCGAUGCUCCGCCGGAAGAUCAGCUGGCCAGGCGUGCGCUCGGUAUCGUCUGCCAACCGGACAUUGAAGAUCUGCCCCGUGCGAGCUGUGUCGGGUGCGAGCGGGACUGUUCGGCCAAGAGUUGUUUCGAUGACACGCUGGAGCUACAGUUUGUCCCAUCCGACCGGCGGUGGUUUCGUGUGCGUACUGUGGAUGAAAUUUUUGACAUCCUGCGUGAGGAGAAUGCGGGCGUUGGUGAGUACAUACUGGUGGCCGGUAAUACGGGGCACGGUGUUUACAGGCGCCGGAAGGAGCUGCGCCUGUUUAUCGACGUGCGCAAUGUGGAGGAGCUGCGCAACUAUUGGAUCGGUAGCUCCGUCAUCGUCGGUGCUAAUGUGACGCUGAGCGAGCUGAUCGAUAUACUUCGCGAAGCGGCACGCACCGAUCGGCGGUUUGCGUACUGUGUGGAGCUGGCACGGCACGUCGAAGAGCUGGCACAUCCGGCGGUCCGGCAUGUCGGGACCGUAGCCGGCAAUCUAACGCUGAAGCAUCGCCAUCCCGACUUCCCGUCCGAUCUGUACGUACUGUUCGAGGCGAUCGGUGUUGAGAUGACGAUUGCCUCACCGAGUGGUGCGAUGGAAAAGCUGCUGCCCGCCCAGUUUCUCAGCUUCAACAUGCACAGACGCGUGCUGCUGAACGUUACGCUUCCACCGCUCGAUUCGGACCGUUGCGUGUUUCGUACGUACAAGGUGGCGGCAAGGGCGCAGAACGCUGCCGCCCAUGUCAACGGCGCCUUUCUGUUGCGGCUGUGCGCACGCAAAAUCAACGUGGAGCAGGCCCACCUGUGCUUUGGUGGUAUCGGACCGAAGUUCUCUCGUGCUCACCGGACAGAGCAAUUCCUGGAAGGAAAGAACCCAUUCAACAACGUGAUGCUGCAGGAAACGCUUGCCGUACUUAAUGCCGAACUAGCCGGUGGUCAACCGGAACCAACGGCCGAUGCAUCCUACCGCCGUCAGGUAGCGGUUGGGCUGCUGUACCGCUUUGUGCUACACAUAGCUCCCCGUGAUCGUCGUGUAGCCAAUCCGAUAGUACGCUCCGGAGGAUCAGCCAUACCGCGCCCACUCUCAACCGGUGCACAGUCGUUCGAUACGUAUCCCGCCAACUGGCCACUGACGCAAGCACUACCCAAGCUGGAAGCCUUCCAACAGACGUCCGGUGAAGCAAUCUACGUGAAUGAUCUUCCAGCCCGACCGGAUGAGUUGCAUGCCGCAUUCGUUUUGGCAACCGUAGCACACCGUCCUAUUCAAUCGAUUGACCCUUCUGCAGCGCUUGCCCUUCCCGGUGUGGUAGCGUUCUACUCCGCCGAAGAUAUACCCGGCCAGAAUGAUUUUGCAUCGCUGAAGGGUGGCAUCAACACCGUCUUCCCGUUCCGGAACGUACCUGAGGAGAUCCUGUGCAGUGGGAAAGUUCUGUACCAUGGGCAACCGAUUGGUGUUGUGGUGGCGGAUACCUACGAGCUGGCAACGGAGGCAGCCACGCUGGUGAACGUAUCCUAUGGAGAGUCCGAUGGGGAACCGAUUCUUCCCACAAUUGAGGAUGUGUUUGCUCACGGCAAAGCAACGAACCACCGGUUCCUCACCCUUGAACCAGAUGUAGUUGGACGAUCGUACAAUCGACCCGGAAGUACGACGGGUACGGUGAAGUUAACCGGCCGAUGUCACUUUCGCAGUCAGGCUCACUUCACACUCGAACCCCAGACGUGUCUGUGCAUCCCGUCGGAGGACGGCACCGGUAUGGAGGUGUACAGUGCCACCCAGUCCAGCAGUAUGGUGCAGAUAGCUAUCGCAAAGGCGCUCCAGCUACGCCAGAGCAGCGUCCACGUCGUGGUACGUCCCGUCGGUGGGUCGUACGGAGCGAAACUGUCCCGUGGUGCAUGGGUGGCGAGUGCCUGUGCACUGGCGGCGUAUCUGAGCCGCCGCCCGGUGCGUAUGGUGCUGCCGUUCGAGACAACGAUGCAAGCGAUCGGCAAACGUAUCGGGGGCCACUGUGAGUACGAGGUUGAUGUUCGCCCGGCCGACGGUCGUAUCGUACGGCUGUCCAACACGUACCACGAAGAUCUCGGUGCGUCCCAGUACGAAGCGAUGACGAUGCUGUUCCGGGAAGCGUUCCGCAACUGCUACAGCGACGACAGCUGGAGGCUUCGGUUGCGUGGCGUGCUUUCCGACUCACCCAGCACCACCUGGCUUCGAUCGCCCGGAACGGCGGAAUCGAUCGCAACGAUCGAAACGAUCAUGGAACAUGUGGCGCAUGUGACCGGGCUCUCGCCCCAAGCGGUACGGCUCGCCAACAUGGAACCGGGCAGCAGUAUGGCCACCCUGAUGCCAGCCUUCUACGAGCAGGUUGAUUUCAAGGUCCGGAAGGCAGCGGUCGAUCGGUACAACGAAACGAACCGUUGGAAAAAGCGAGGACUCGCGAUCAUUCCCAUGGGACAUCCCAUCCGUUACUUCGGUGGCAUGAAUGCGUGGGUCUCGAUCUAUCAUGUGGACGGUAGUGUGGCCGUAACGAUCGGAGCGCCCGAGAUUGGGCAGGGUGUCAACACGAAGGUGGCGCAGGUUGUGGCCCACACACUCGGCAUCCCGUUGGCACUGGUUAGGGUGAAACCGCACACGUCCAACGGUUCGCCGAACGCGUUCAUCGAGGGUGGCUCCAUCAGUACGGACCUGGUCGCGUACUCGGCCCGCCGGGCCUGUGAAACACUGCUCGAGCGAAUCCGGCCCGUACGAGAGGACAAUCGCACAGCACCGUGGGAAGCGAUCGUGCAGACGUGUUAUCAGCGCCGUAUCGAUCUGUCCGCCUCGUACAACGCCAAACGGUCGGAUCUGCGGGGCUACACCGUGUGGGCGUUGUGUGCCGUCGAGCUGGAGCUCGAUGUACUUACCGGGCAGGUGCAACUGAUCCGUGUGGACAUACUGGAAGAUACGGGAGAAAGCAUGAACCCACUGCUAGACAUUGGCCAGAUCGAGGGUGCUUUCGUGAUGGCACUGGGAUACCACCUGCUGGAGGAGCUUCGGUACGACCGUACUACCGGUGCGCUUGCCAACUUCCGCACGUGGAACUAUAAGCCACCGAGUGCGCGCGAUAUACCGCAGGACAUGCGCGUACGGUUGCUGCAGAAAAGUUCCAACCCGGCGGGUGUCCUGCGGUCCAAGGCAACGGGCGAACCGGCGUACAAUUUGGGAAUUACGGUGCAAAUUGCACUACGCUACGCGAUUGCUGCGGCGCGCCGUGAUGCCGGGCUGCCCAGCGAAUGGCUUGAGCUUGCAACUUCGUUGACGCCCGACAAGUUACUCGCACUAACCGGUACCACAAUUGAUCAGUUUGUGCUGCAUUGAAGUGGCGAUGAAGAGGUAAGCUAGCUGUAGCCGCUUCCGAAUAUUACAACAAUCUAUUGAAUAAUCUCAGAGGAGAUCGAAUUAAGAUAGUUCGUUGCAGUAAAGCAUUCACUAGUUCCCGUCCAUCCAGUAAUAGACAGUGUAAUAUAACUCAACUCUUCUUUAUCAUCAUGUCAAAUGUCUUCUUGAGGACAGUAACGAAACUUAAUAUCCAAGUACAAUGUCGACCAU